UUUAAAGACAACCCUAAAGAUCAAGCCAUGAAUUUUGCCAACUUUUUUGGCUGCGAUCAGCGGUCGGACAAAAUGCUUGACUGUCUCCGGGGUCAGGACAGGAACGCACUGAUGGGUAAAUCCCGGGACCGCGACCUCGAGCGCAAUGUCCAGCCCUAUUGGUUCAGACCUGUGGUCGACCGUAACCUGACCUCAUCGGGUGUGCUCAAGGACUGGCCGGAGUCACUGUACCGAAACGGACAGUUCAAAAAGUGCUCGUACAUGAUUGGGUUCACACGUAACGAGGGAUCCCUUGAAUAUUACCUGCAGAAGGAAAGGGCGGACAACCGGCGGACCAAUGAGGAGAAGAUCGCUUUCCUGAUCCGACCCUUUCUGAAGGAAUGGGCGUCGGAGGACGUGAUCGCGACCGUCAUCAAUUAUCAGUAUUUUGGCAAAAAUUUUAGCAGGAAUGCCCUGUCAUCGCAGUUUGCUAAUGGACCACAAAGUAUCAGAAAUAACGCACAGUUUAAUAGUUUGAAUAAUCAGAUGCCCUAUCAAAGUGGUAUACAAAAUAAUUAUCAAAGUAAUAUCGCCGCGGGUGGCGGUCAAGAGUAUCAGAAUGAUCAAAUUUUGGUUGAGCUUAUGGGCGAUUUUCUAUACAUCGCGCCCUCAGACUUCGUGGCACGACUGCACUCUAUGGGUGGGGGGAAGGUAUGGGUGUAUGCGUUUGAAUUCGAGGGAACUCGUUCCCUGGGACCCAUACAGAAAAACGCCAAGAUGAUUUCUAAACAAACAUACGGCGUAACCCAUAUGGACGACAUGUUAUAUGCAUUCAACACACCCUACGCCCCGGACGCCGCAUCCACUGAACGUACUUUAUCUAGCACAUACGCCCGUAUGUUCUUUGAGUUAACCCGUUUUGGUUACAUACCUGACGUGUACAACAGCUUUUACCAGUGGCGCCAAUACCUACACCAUCAGCCCUCG
Medioppia subpectinata is the source of this 966-nucleotide messenger RNA. Lineage: Eukaryota; Metazoa; Arthropoda; Arachnida; Sarcoptiformes; Oppiidae. The record is from the annotation of a GenBank genome assembly.